CGGGCUCACUUCAUACUCAUACAGUUAAACUCAAACGGCCGUCUCUUCUGUGCUGCUCCGAAUUAUAUAUAUAUAUAUAUACAUACGAUUUUUUUCGUUUUUUUCCUAACACAGUCGUUCGUCGAUUUUUUGAAAAAUUCAAAGAAGAACACCGGUCACUCGUUGCACGUACCGUCGAAACGAACCACCUCUGCCGCAUCUUUUUUCGAAUCUGGAUGUUAUAAAUUACAUGAAAAACGAAACUUGGUGACAACGAUCUCUUUUCACUUCUGCAGCACCCCGACUACGCGUUGCAACGCAAGGGUUGUUCUCGUAUUACGGAGUUAUAAGUUUCGGUCUUCGGAUUUUUUACAAAAUGAGUAAACCGGCCCAAGGUGCCAAGGCUUUUCUAGGCCUACACGAAGUGGCGACCGUAUCGAUAUGGCGGGCUCUUUUGGCCGAACUGAUCGGUACUCUGCUUUUGGUCCUGAUCGGAUGCGGAUCCUGUCUCACAUGGGGAAAUAAUGUUCCCUCGAUACCGCAAAUCGCCUUCACUUUUGGUCUCACGGUAGCCACCCUUGCGCAGGCAAUCGGACAUGUGUCGGGAUGUCACGUAAACCCGGCUGUGACAGCCGGUCUAGUCGUCAGUGGCAAUUGCAGCCUCCUCAAAGGAUUUUUCUACAUCGCCUUUCAGUGCAUAGGGGCUGUCUGCGGUGCGGCUAUUCUUAAGGUCAUGAUCCCGAAUUCAGUCGCAGGGAAUCUCGGCAGCACAGUUAUUGACGGCGGUAUCGACGUCGGACAAGCCGUCCUGAUCGAAGCUUUCAUCACCUUCAUGCUCGUCCUGGUGGUUCAUGGAGCGACGGAUUCGAAACGAAGCGACGUCAGAGGGUCCAUCCCUCUGGCAAUCGGUCUGGCUAUCACGGCCGCCCACUUGGCUGCGAUUCCUGCUACCGGAAGCAGCAUGAAUCCUGCUCGUACUUUGGGCCCUGCGGCGGUUAUGGGAUUAUGGGCGAAUCAUUGGGUAUAUUGGGUCGGGCCAAUAGUUGGAGGAGUUGCGGCGGGGGCGGUUUACAAAAUUUGCUUCAACGUCUCAGGGAAAAAGGACGAGGACCAAGCGUCGUACGACUUUUAGGAGGAUGUAAAAAAAAAUUGAAAUGAAAGGAUAUGAAAAGAUACGCUGAUUAAUGUCAACGUGAACGGUACAAGUGUCUCAUUCGCGAUAAUAUCACGCUUCGAAUUUGAUGGGUAGCUAAGCAAGAAAAUUUGAAGCGAAUCUGACAUGUCGUAUUUGGUAAGGAGGUAUAUCUAUAGAUACGCAAAUGUAGUGUAGCUUCGAAAUCGAAUUUGUACGCUAGUUUCGCACGAAGGAAUCCACCGAAUCGUAUAUUGCUUAAAUUUACUAAAUUACGUUAUUUAUAAUCGACUACGCUAUUUUUAGUUGAAAAAUUAUUUAAAUCAUUGCUGCGCGUGUUGUGAAAAUCUUUUUGUGAGACAACGGGAUUGCAGGCUAUUGAAUCUCAUUGUUGGCCUGGAAAUCGAAGACGUUUGACAAAAGGGAGAGGCUUAAUAUAUACGUGUGCUCUAUGGCAUACCCUGUAAUAUUAAUUUUCAUUUGAACGACGAUGAUGCUAAUUCGCGCAAUUUCGCCGCCGAUGCCUAUUGGAUCCUACGUGCGUUACUUGCUCAAGACAUCAUGUAUAGGCAUAUGUAAUCUAAGGUAUAUCAUUAGUUGUAUUACAUUAUCAAUCCCUCACAAUCACACUUAUUACAUAUAGGUAUACCACUGGAUUGCGUAACGCUCGAAAAUGUCACCAGAAAUUAACUGAAAGAUAUACACAUCUAAUCUCUGCACAAUAUCAGAAGAACGAUACCUGUAUGUUCAAGACUUUGUAAUAUAAUCGCUAUAGAGAAAUAUUAUAUUUUUCUCACUUUGCUGUUAGCUCAAAGAUUUCGAGCCUCGAAUUUUGUCCGCUCUUACUUUUUCUCAUCUACGGCGAUGAAGUUUUCGUUGAAAAAUUUCACUUUUUCAAAAAAACUAAAUUAAUAAACGCUUCAUAUUCACAGUGCUUCUGAUCAUACGAUUAUGUUUCCAAAAAAUAUUUGCGCAGCUUUUUGGCAACUGAAUUUUUUUUCACGAUAACUGUAAGAAAACAUAAUCAUUCCGUCCCUCUCCAUCGUAACCAGGUAACUAGAAUAUAAUCGUGUAAAUCAUUUUUUAUUUUUAUUCUCGAACGCACAGCAUUUUAUUUAGGUUUUUGUAUAUAUUGUACUUAAUUUAGUGAUACUCUUUUUUUCUGUAAAUCAAUCGAUGUAACGAUCGAGAAAAAUGAAAAACAAAAAAAAAUUA
Athalia rosae (coleseed sawfly) is the source of this 2326-nucleotide messenger RNA. RefSeq names its product aquaporin AQPAn.G (gene Drip). Gene Ontology annotation, cellular component: plasma membrane. Lineage: Eukaryota; Metazoa; Arthropoda; Insecta; Hymenoptera; Athaliidae. The transcript is spliced from 4 exons. The coding region runs from base 356 to 1111 and encodes 251 amino acids. The record is from RefSeq and is a predicted model, not a curated record. Gene Ontology annotation, biological process: transmembrane transport. Gene Ontology annotation, molecular function: water channel activity.